AUGGACGAUCCAGUCCCUCCAAUCCUACCCGAUGGCAGACUUCCCGAAUCCUUCAACGGCGCCCCGCCGCUCUUCGAAGAAGAAGCAUUUUUAUCGCCGGGUACAUUUUCCAGUGCGGACGAGUAUGCCGCCAACCCGCGCUUCCUCGAAUUACAAGAAGAACUCCGCUGCGUCUUAUUCUCCGCCGUCUCCAGCCUCGAGCCUAGCACAUACGCAUCGCCCGUGCAAUCGGAGCCUCUCGACGGCCCUGGAUCCCGUACUUCUCGACAAAGCCUAGACUUUACGCGGGUGUCGAUCCCCAAAAUCAGACUGAUUUACUACCUCAAGAACUGGAUUACCGAGUGCGCGCCGUACUUGGAUAAAUUCGACGAAUCGCGCCAUUUUGGCGUUCAUAUUCCGAUUCUGGCGCAGCGAUCGCCCACUUUAUUCUAUGCCAUUUUGGCAUUUUCGGCGAGACAGAAUGAGCGCAAAGCGUGCCUUGACAAGGCUUAUGAUAGCCUAGAGCUUUAUCAGGAGUCGAUUCGGUUAUUGGCGCCCUGUCUGCAAGCUAAGGAUCCUAAUGUGCUUGUGACGGUAUGCAUUCUGGCUGUGAUGGAGCUGAUGUCCGUCAGUCCGCGCGAUUGGCGCCGCCAUGUCGAGGGAUGCGCUGCGCUCUUUGACUCGUUCAGUGUGAAUGGUCUCUCAGGAGGUCAUUUACAAGCCGUAUUCUGGUGCUACGCGCGCAUGGAACUCUGUGGCGCGAUUAUCUCCAACGGCGCCGAGAGCACCGUCUUGCCACUCGAUAAAUGGGUGCCUGCGAUGCCGGAAAUAACCUGUCCGAAAGAGCGGGAAACGAUGAUUCGAGAUUUAUUUUGCCAAAAAGGCCACGCGUCGCCAGAUAUGCACGCCAACUGGGCCGUCUACCUCUGCGCAAAGACAUGCGACCUUGCCUGCCGACAGACAAGGCACCUCGAGCUGGGUGAAAUGGUAGAUGACACUCGCUCCUUCCUCGAGCAAUGGACCUGCCUCUGGGAUGAACUGCAGUACUGGAUGGAACAACGGCCUCCCGCCAUGCUACCGAUUAAAACGACAGGCAUCGGCGGCGGGCAAAUUUUUCCCGAGAUUCUAUUCGCGCACUGGGCUGCUAUUUCGGGGAAUCAGUUAUACCACGCUUCAUGUAUCAUGAUGCUGGAUAUGAAGCCCCCGGAAAAGAUUCUUCCGCCGGGCAAGCCUCAGUAUUCGGCUAUCUGGCAUGCGCGACGAGUGUGCGGCAUUUCGCUUACGAACCCCCACAGUGGGAAUUUGAUUAACGCUAUUCAGCCACUAUACAUUGCCGGGAAACUUCUCAGUCAUCAUAGUGAGCAUGUUGAGGUGGCAAAGUUGUUUAAAAUUGUUGAAGAGACGACUGGUUGGGGGGCGCUUUGGCGGUUGAAGGAUCUUGAGAGAGCUUGGGGGUAUGAGCCGGGUGAAAUUCUGGCGGCGAUUUGA
Messenger RNA from Penicillium argentinense, 1467 nucleotides. Its product is annotated as putative C6 transcription factor. Gene Ontology annotation, biological process: positive regulation of transcription by RNA polymerase II. The coding region runs from base 1 to 1467 and encodes 488 amino acids. Gene Ontology annotation, molecular function: transcription cis-regulatory region binding; DNA-binding transcription factor activity. The transcript has a single exon. Gene Ontology annotation, cellular component: nucleus. NCBI's taxonomy places the organism in Eukaryota, Fungi, Ascomycota, Eurotiomycetes, Eurotiales, Aspergillaceae. The record is from RefSeq and is a predicted model, not a curated record.